Messenger RNA from Labeo rohita (rohu), 2340 nucleotides. RefSeq names its product zinc finger protein OZF. Gene Ontology annotation, molecular function: DNA-binding transcription factor activity, RNA polymerase II-specific; RNA polymerase II cis-regulatory region sequence-specific DNA binding. Lineage: Eukaryota; Metazoa; Chordata; Actinopteri; Cypriniformes; Cyprinidae. Gene Ontology annotation, biological process: regulation of transcription by RNA polymerase II. The coding region runs from base 229 to 1479 and encodes 416 amino acids. The transcript is spliced from 3 exons. The record is from RefSeq and is a predicted model, not a curated record. Gene Ontology annotation, cellular component: nucleus.
UUCUAGUCAUUUUCAGUGUGUAAAUUAAUACAACCUUUUAAAAUUGAUAGAGAACGGCGAAAUGAGUUAAUUAUUACAGAAUGUAGCACUGUAAUCUUUAUCUAGUAACAUUACACAGUGUUAUGAUUAAAGCGCAUCCACACGUAAGUAACAGAAAAGGACAAAGUGUUCAAACGCACAGAUAAGCUCCUGGUGAAGCAACUGAGAUCCACGUGACACACUAUAAAUAUGGCGUUUAUUAAAGAGGAGAGUGAAGACAUUAUUGAAGGGGGAUUCAGAAUCAAACAUGAAGAUACUGAGGAACAAAUAAGGAUUGUGAUUAUUAAAGAGGAGAGUGAAGACAUGACGAUUGAAGAAGUGUUCAGAGUCAACCAUGAAGAUACUGAGGAACAAACAGACCUGAAAGAGGAGCGGGAAGUACUGAAUGAAAUGCAAGAUGAAGAUCAGUGUCAGAAACAUGACUUCAUAACUGGACAAAAAUCAUUUAGUUGCUCACAGACUGCAAAGAAUUGCUCACAAAAAAGAGCUCAAAAGACUGGAACUAGAAGUCGUUUCACCUGCCAGCAGUGUGGAAAGAGUUUGAGUCGACAAGAAAAACUUAAAGUCCACAUGAGAAUUCACACCGGAGAGAAGCCCUACAACUGCCAACAGUGUGGAAAGAGUUUCCCUGACAAAGCCAACCUUAAAAGACAUACAAGAAUUCACACCGGAGAGAGGCCUUUCGUCUGCCAACUCUGUGGAAAUUCUUUCACUGAAAAAGGAAACCUUAAAAAACACAUGAGAGUUCACACCGGAGAGAAGCCUUACACCUGCCAACAGUGUGGAAGUAGUUUCCCUCUAAAAGGAAACCUUAAAAAACAUAUGCGAGUUCACACCAGAGAGAAACCUUACACCUGCAAAAUAUGUGGAAAUGGUUUCACUGAAAAAGGAAACUAUAUGAGGCACCUGAGAAUUCAUACUGGGGAGCAGCCUUACACAUGCACUCAAUGUGGAAAGAGUUUUACACAUAAAAACACUUUUAAUACCCACUUGACAAUUCACACAGGAAAGAAGCCUUUCACCUGCCAACUGUGUGGAAAUGGUUUCAUUCAAAAAAAGAACCUUAAAAACCACAUGAUGAUUCACAGAGGAGAGAGGCCUUUCUCCUGCAAACAGUGUGGAAAGAGUUUCGAUCAACAAGGAAACCUUAAAGUCCACAUGAGGAUUCACACCGGAGAGAAGCCCUUCAUCUGCCAACAGUGUGGAAAAUGUUUCAGUCAACCGGGAAACCUUAAAGUCCACAUGAGGGUUCACACCGGAGAGAGGCCUUACCCCUGCAAUCUGUGUGGAAAUAGUUUCAUUAAAGCAGAAAGUCUUAAAAGGCACAUGAGAAUUCACACUGGCGAGAGGCCUUACAAAUGCCCUCAGUGUGGAAACAGUUUCACUCAACAGUCGAGCUUUAACAGGCACAUGAGAAUUCACACCAGCGAGGAGCAUUAACCAUGCAAACUGUGUGGAAGAACUUUACAACAAAACUAAACCUCAAGGCAAAAGCAUAUUUUGUUUUUACACAUAAGCGAGGGUCCAUGUACAGUGCGCGAGAUGUUUCACAUAUCAAAAAGACCUCAAUCAUCAUUUACAAAGUCAUUCUGGAAAGACAUUGCCAUGCUCCUCAGUGUAACAAGUUUACAAAAGGGAGCUAUUGUAAAAAUGACCUAAACAUUCACUCUGAAAGAGUGUGAUUUAAUUAUGAUCAGUGUAAUAUUUUAUUUUCACAUCACACAAAUACACCUGAAAAGUGCUGCAUGCGUGGAAAGUGUUUCAAAGAGUUCUGCAAUAGAAAGUUUUGUCAACUGAAAUUGCAGUAAUCUUUUUGGAGAAAUGAAGUCAUUAAUCACAACAAGGAGUUAUUAAAAUGUCAAAAAUGUUUCAGUCAGUCUUGACUUUUGUUUCAUGGGCUUUAAUUUUGUUGUAAUUUGUUAAUGUAAUUUGCUUUUGUAACACUAGAUGAUGGGGAAAAGUUAAAAAGACGACUGUACACAAUGUAUAAGUCAUAUUUACAAAAACAAUUAAUCACAUCUGCAUCCCUGCAUAUAAAAACAAGUGGUAAGAAUGUACAAUGAAAUUAAUAAAAAAAUACUGCUACAAAAAAAAUAGUGCUACAUUAAGCUAUCCUGCCUUAAGAAAACAAUAAAUAACAGUAAUAAAACUGUAUUACUGUAAUAUGAUACUGCUGCAUGACACUGUUAGCAUGGUAAUUUAGCCAUGUCUAAGCUCUGCAUUUCCUGGUAAUAGUGAUGUACCAAAAUUAAUUUUCACUAAAACUGCAAUUAAAAUUUUCAUUUGGUCAAAAACUGAAAC